AUGUUACCCCGAUGGAGAGUCUUGGUGUCGCUCGUUACGGUUGGUCUGCUGCUCGAACCAUGUCGCUGCAAUCUGCCGCCGAUAUUCACCCAGGACAUGAACAAUCUCGCCCUGUCCGAGCAAACCCCGGUCGGGACGGUCGUGUACAAGCUCGAGGGCUACGAUCCGGAAGGCGGUAACGUAUCGUUCGGUCUGAUCGGUUCGGAUAACUUCAUCGCUGAUCCCAUCUCCGGCGACGUGCAGGUGAUCAAGGAGCUCGAUCGCGAGGCUCAGGACACACUGUCUUUCUCUGUUUCCAUCCGGGACCGGGUCAGUUCGACCGGUAUCGAAUCGGAAAAUGACAACAUCGUCAACGUUCCGAUCACAAUCAUCGUGCUGGACGAGAACGACAACCCGCCAGAGUUCCAGAACGUUCCGUACGAGACGGAAGUGUUGGAGAACGCCCAACCGGGCACGACCAUUUUCGAAGGCAUCCUUGUGACAGAUCGGGAUACUGUUGGAGAGAACCUGGAUGUGGCGUGCAUUCCACAACCACAGAACCCGGAUGCGUGCGAAAAGUUCGCUAUUGAGGUGACGGAGAGCCAGCAGGAUCGACUGACGGCCGUGGUUGUGUUGAAGCAACCGCUUGAUUACAACGAGCGAAUGAUCUAUCAACUGCUGCUUGAUGCCAGUGAUGGACAGUACAAUGCGUCCGCUGGGCUCGAGGUGCACGUGCGUGAUGUUCAAAAUGCACCCCCAGUGUUUCAGGGUUCGCUUGCGGCCGUGAUCAACGAGGACAGCCCAAUCGGGACGCUUGUGAUGGUGAUCCAGGCACGAGAUGGUGAUCGUGGACAACCCCGGAAAAUCGUCUACGAGCUGGUGACGAAUCCGAUGGAUUACUUCCUGUUGGAUAAGCACACCGGUGAGCUGCGGACGGCCAAACCACUCGACAAAGAAGCGUUGCCAGACGACACAGGGCUUAUCAUCCUAACGGUGAAGGCCCGUGAGGUUGUGGAUGGUGUGCCAGGCAACGACAACCUAACCGUCGCAUCCACGCAAGCGUCCAUUACGAUCCGCGACGUGAACGAUUCGCCGCCAAUGUUUAACAAGACCGCGUACGCGGUAUCACUGUCCGAAAACACGGCCCCAGGCACACCAUUGCCACUGGAGAUCAGCGUGCGUGAUCCGGAUGUGGGUGAGAACGCCGAAUUCGCGCUUCGUCUCGAGGACGUCUCGCAGGUGUUCGACGUAGAGCCAAAGCUGGUCACGGGCAGUUCGCAGAUAAGCAUUCGCGUCGCAAACGGAACACUCGACUACGAGAAUCCGAACCAGCGCAAGUUCAUAGUCCUGCUCAUCGCGGAAGAAACGAAAACGAACCCCCGGCUGUCUUCUACGGCGACGCUUACUGUCUCGAUAACGGACGCGAAUGACAACCGGCCAACGUUCGAACAGGACUCGUACUCAACCUCCGUCUCGGAGACGGCUCACGCGGGUCACCUGAUAACGACCAUCACCGCGAAGGACCUCGAUUCGGGUCUGUACGGUGACCAGGGCAUUCGGUAUUCGCUCUCCGGCACUGGCUCGGAAUUGUUCCACGUGGAUGCGCUGACGGGUGCCAUCUCGGUGGCGGAGUGUCCACUCGCAAGCCAAGACCACCGUAGUCGCCGUCGUCGCCAGAUACCGACCCUGGCCGAUCUGCAGCGUGAACAUCCGGAUCUGAACCACCUAAACGCGUCAGGCCGGGCCGUCGAGUACAUGACGUACCGUAUCGUGCACGGAGGCGAAUCGAAUGAGUACCAGGACGUCAAUGUGAUAGCGCCACCAACGAUAGCAACCCUAGACGACAGCCCUGAAGCGACCACGACCACGUCCGACGAGCGCGAUGAAGGUGUUACAGCGCGUCCACCAAAACCAGCACCGACACCAGUGGCUGGACCGGGACGAGCGCCCUGUUUGGACUACGAAACACAGUCCGUGUACUAUCUGUCCUACCGUGCCACCGACGACGAGGGUCGUGGCCAAACAUCCGUCGUAUCCGUCCGGAUCAGUCUGCUGGAUGCGAACGACUCACCGCCGGUCUGCGAAAGCCCACUCUAUCGCGCGUCCGUGGAUGAAGGCGCAACCCUUUUCGAACCACCGCUCGUUAUUCGAGCACGCGAUCCGGAUGUCGUGUCGGAAAUCAACUACCGGAUCAUUGGCAGCGAAGCCGUUGGGCGGCAUUUCGAGAUCGAUAAGCGCACCGGCCAGCUGACCAUAUCGAAAUCGGUCGCCCUCGAUGUCAACCAUUUGAAGUCGGAAAACGUGUUCUUCGGUGUCGAGGCGACCGACGGGCUGUACACGACGUUGUGCAACGUGAACAUCACCAUCCGGGACGUUAAUAAUCACGCGCCGCAGUUCGACCGGCAGAACUAUCUCACCUCGAUCGAGGAGAACUUUCCGAUUGGUACCAUAGUGGAGCGCCUUCAAGCCAUCGAUCUGGAUACCGGAAUCAAUGCCGAGAUCAGGUAUCGCAUCCAGCAAGGCAGCUUCGAUGAUUUUACCAUCGACAAUCGAACCGGAGUCGUGAGUAUCGCCCGCAAGCUUGACUACGAUCGACGCAACACGUACCAGAUGGAGAUCGUAGCAUCGGACGCGGGUACACCGAGCCUUUCCGGGACGGCCAUGUUGACGGUGAGCAUCAUCAACAGCAACGACAAGGCACCCUAUUUUACGCCCACGACGCAACGAGCUGAGGUGAGCGAAGAUGCAACGGUUGGGACGCUUGUGCACACGCUUGUGGCCGUUGAUCCGGAUGUGGCGUCGAGUGAAUCACUCGAUUACGCUGCCACCGAACCCAUCACGGCGGUUGACAAGAAUGGGAAGGAGGUUGGCGAGCUCGAGGACUUUAAGGACAUGUUCAUGAUCGACCGAUCGGGAAAGGUGUUCGUCAACCGGCGGCUACAGCGAGAUAGCUUUGCGGUCAUCCGUAUCACGGUACUCGUCACGGAUACAACAGCCCCAUCGAUACAGCAAGGCGAAGGAUUGCUCAUUAUCACGAUUACGGACGUUAAUGAAGAGCCACCGCUGUUUGCGCCACCCUGGACACCGGAAAACCCACACUACCGCUUCCAGGUCGUGGAAGAGCAACCGAUCGGUACUAUCCUGACGACGGUGCAAGCAACAGAUGCCGACUCGACGAUUGCCGAGUACCGGAUGACAGAAAACAGCUAUUUCGAGAUCCACAACACCACAGGACUCAUCCGAACGAAGGCUCGCAUCGAUUACGAAGCGACACCGGUGCUCCAGUUUAACGUAUCCGUCGUCGAUACCGGUGUUCCUCCACUAACGGCCACAGCUCAAUUCACAGUGGAGGUGGUCAACACCAACGACAACGAUCCGGAGUUCGAAAAACCGGAGUACACGUUGCAGGUUCGCGAGAACAGCCCCGUCGGGACGGUGGUUGGUGUUGUGCGAGCUCAUGAUGCCGAUGCCGGUUUGUACGGGCAGUUGACGUACGCGAUCGUCGGUGAUCAUGGUGGAAAUUUUGCGAUUGAUCCUGACACCGGUGCCAUCACGGUGCACAAUGCGUCCGCGCUGGAUCGUGAGGCUGAACAGGAGGCUAGUCUGACGGCUAUCGCGACUGAUCGAGCACCUGAAGGAAUGCGUCGAUCUACGACCGUACCCGUGCAAAUACGCAUCCUGGACGAGAACGACAAUGGACCGGUGUUUACGCAACAAAUCUACCACGCGACGGUCGCGGAAAAUGCUGCUCUUCAUCCUCCGGCAGCCAUUUUGCAGGUCAUGGCGACAGAUCCCGAUGAAGGAGCUGCUGGUGACGUCAAGUACGCGAUCCUUUCCGACAACGUUGGUGGUAUCUUCCGGUUGGACGCAAACUCGGGCAUCCUUUAUCCCGGAGCGAGCUUGCUAGGAAAGAGUGGCCAGUACCGCAUCGACAUCGAAGCCCGGGAUGGAUUGGGUUCGGGACCGCACAAUGACGCCGCGACGAUAGUGAUCGAAAUCCAGAGUAUCAAUCAACAUCGGCCCGUGUUCAUCAUGCCGGCACUCUACAACGCCACGGUGGAAAUUCCCGAGAAUCUGGCCAUGGCUGAUUAUCUGGUAAUGACGGUUAAAGCGACCGACAACGACUCCGGCAGCAACGGGAAGGUCCUGUACUACCUGCAGGUGAACAACGUGAACGUGCAGGAAACGGACGAGUUUAGCAUCAACGAAAUGUCGGGCGAGUUGCGGAUCCGUCGGCAGCUGGACCGGAAGCGACAAUCGCGGUACGAGUUGAUUCUUGUCGCUCGUGACCAGGGCACGCCGGCAUGGUUCGAAACACUGCGCUUCCUUACCGUGCUGCUGGUGGACGUGAACGAGAACUAUCCGGAGUUCCCGGAUGCGUCCAACCCGUACAAGUUCUUCGUCACCGAGAAUGGUGCGCGGGAUGUACGCAUCGGCAAGAUACAGGCGUACCUGGACACGCCGGAUCCUGCCAUCUUCUACUACAUGCUGCUGGGCAACGAGGAUGGUGCAUUCUACGUGGACAAAACCAGUGGUGAUCUGUACACGAACCGCUCAAUCGACCGGGAGGUGAACGACAUGUACGUGUUGUAUGUCCUCGCCAGCAAGCAGUCCGAUUUGUACGUCAGUGAGCAUGAGCGGGCUCUGCUGGCAACGGAGCAGCUCGAGCGGAAUGCGACCAUCGCGAAGGUUUGGGUUCACGUGCUCGACGUGAACGAUAACGCACCGGUGUUCAAACGUGACGUGUAUUACGCUGGUGUCAGCUCGAAGGCUUCGAUCAACGAGCUGGUAGCGAUCGUGAAUGCGACUGAUCGCGAUUUGGGUGCGAAUGCCACGCUUGAUCUGUUUAUCCGUGGUUCGUUCCUGUACAAAGACGGUGAAACCAAGACGACGGGCAGUAUUGUGCCAAGUCCGUUCGCUAUCUCGAAGGAGGGCAGAGUGUUGACCGCGAACUAUAUGGCCGAGUACAACCAGGACCGGUUUGUGCUGGAGAUUGUCGCCAAGGAAGUUGAAUCGCCGGAACGCGAAGCUGCAGCACGUGUGCACGUGUGGAUCUUCAACCCGGAGCAGCUGGUGCGUAUGAUCCUGUCUCGGCCACCGUCCGAGGUGCAUCAGGAUCGGGAUGAGAUCGUUUCAGAGCUGGGUAACGCGACGCAGCGGUUGAUCAUCGUUGACGAGAUCCGGUAUCACGUCGAUAGCCUCGGACGUAUCAGGAUGGAUUGGUGUGACAUGUACUUCCACGCGGUCGAUACGGCCACGCAGAUGAUUGUACCGGUUGAGGAGAUCCUUCGAGAGAUCGACGCCAAGUACGACUUUCUGCAGGAUUAUAACGCAGGCUUCUCGAUAUUAAAUGUGGUGCCGGCGUACGCAACCACCGCUCAGGAUGAGUUCGAUCUGGCGCUUGCCGCUCUGAUAGCACUGCUGAUAGUGCUGUUCGUGGGAGCAGUCAGCUUUAUUGUCCUGUGCUGCUGCUUGAAGCAUUGGUCCAUCACGAUACCGAGCGAAACGAGACGGAAGGACGCACUGAUCAAGAAGCAGAUCAUUGAGGAUUUGAACACGACGGAAAAUCCCCUUUGGAUCGAGCAAAAACUGAAGCUGUACGAAGAGCAAGAGCUCACGAUGCAGGUGUUCUCGGAGCCGGAAAUGUCCCAGCAACAGUCGAUGAACAACUCGGCCAACACCCACAGCUCACAAGAUCCAUCAUCACAGCUAUCUCUCACACUUGGGCUCGACCAUCAUCAGCUGCAUCAUCACCACCAUCUUCAGCAACAGCCCCGACGAGACUCGUACGAUCUGUCACAAGCCGGUGACAACACGUACGCCACCAUCCAGCCACGUAACUACGGCACCAGCAACCUGAGUACGGUGUUAGGAGCUUCCAUGGUGCCACCGGGUGGUCUAAGUUCGUCCGGUGUGACGGGCUCGAGUGGGGCAGGUUCGAGUGAGGUCGCUGACUACGCCACUCUGCGUAAUAGUCGAGCUCCAUCGCAGCUGUUCGAGUUCCGUGGAUCAACGUUCCAGGUGCAACAGCCGGGAGGUGGCGACCAGACGGACUACGUGACGGAGCUUAUGUAG
Messenger RNA from Anopheles nili, 6054 nucleotides. RefSeq names its product cadherin-87A. Gene Ontology annotation, cellular component: plasma membrane. Gene Ontology annotation, molecular function: calcium ion binding. The transcript has 20 exons. The coding region runs from base 1 to 6054 and encodes 2017 amino acids. The record is from RefSeq and is a predicted model, not a curated record. Lineage: Eukaryota; Metazoa; Arthropoda; Insecta; Diptera; Culicidae. Gene Ontology annotation, biological process: homophilic cell-cell adhesion.